CCAACGCCUGCGGCCAACUUCAGUGCGUAGCGUACUUCGCUUUUUUUUAUGUGAUCGGUGGGUGAGCAAGGUGGUGGCGAGAUUGAAAGAAGGCGAGACUGCGAGGGACGGCGUGGCGCGCCUUUAUCGAAAAUAUUUAAUAAUAACGUAUGAUGGGAAGAUUACAGAGGAAUGGUGCGGUACUAGUGAUAAUAUCUCUCCUAAUCGAGACAAAUGGCUUCUAUGUACCUGGAGUUGCUCCCGUCGAGUUUAAGAAGGGUCAAAAGAUCGACGUUAAAGCUGUCAAAAUGACCAGCACUCACACGCAGUUGCCAUAUGAAUAUUACUCUCUUCCAUUUUGCUUACCUAAGAAUGGAACCUUUAUUUAUAAGUCUGAAAAUCUUGGGGAGGUGCUGCGUGGAGAUAGAAUAGUGAAUACUCCAUAUGAGGUCGUAAUGGGAGAGGAUGUUAGCUGCAGGCUACUGUGUCACGAACCGUUGAAACUGAUGACUUGGAACGAGGAAAGCUCCCAACGCGUUAUUGAGAGGAUCCAGCACGAGUACUCCGUGCAUCUAUUAAUAGACAAUUUGCCGGCAGCUACUAAAAAGAAACACAAAGACACGAACAAUGUGGUUGUUUAUCAAGGAUACCGCCUGGGUGGAAUAAUGAAUGAUCAAGUGUACAUUAAUAAUUAUUUGAAGCUGAAAUUAAGCUUCCACAAACAUGGCGAGAAUGAAUUUAGAGUGGUUGGUUUUGAAGUGGAGGCUCGAUCAAUUGACACGUCUCAAUUGAAGUUCGACGGGAAUACCUGCAUUCUACCGAAUGAAGCGAGCCCGCAAUUCGUCAAUCCAAAAGGCACGAGUCUGCUCUUCCUGUAUUCGGUGGAGUGGAAGCGAUCAGACGUAAGCUGGGCCAGCAGGUGGGACGUAUAUUUGGGCAUGAGCGACGUCGAGAUUCAUUGGUUCUCGAUUAUCAAUUCUCUCAUCGUUGUCUUCUUCUUAUCUGGAAUCCUGACGAUGAUCAUGGUGAGGACACUUAGAAGGGACAUAGCUCGUUACAACGCAGGCGAGAGCGAUAGCUUGGCGGGCCUGGAGGAGACCAUCGAGGAAACUGGCUGGAAACUGGUUCACGGCGAUGUAUUUCGACCGCCGAGCAACUCGCGUCUAUUUGCCGCCGUGAUUGGUAGCGGCAUUCAGAUCUUCUUCAUGGCUUUGAUCACGAUAUUCUUCGCGAUGCUGGGAAUGCUGUCGCCAGCGAGUCGAGGAGCCUUGGGCACCUGUGCGAUAUUUUUGUACGUGUUCGCCGGUUUAAUCGCCGGAUAUUUCUCGGCGCGUCUGUACAAGACGAUGCGAGGUCGAGAGUGGAGAAGAGCCGCUUUACUGACCGCGACGUUCUAUCCUGGCAUCGUCUUCACGACGUGUUUCUUUCUAAAUUUCUUCAUAUGGGGAAAGCACAGCUCCGGUGCGGUUCCCUUUACCACCAUGGUGGCCCUGCUGUGCCUCUGGUUUGGCAUCUCGUUGCCGCUCGUGUAUCUCGGUUACUUCUUCGGUUAUCGCAAGCAACCCUUCACGCAUCCAGUGAGAACGAAUCAAAUCCCGAGACAAGUUCCUGAUCAGCUGUGGUACAUGAAUCCCGUGUUAUGCACGUUGAUGGCUGGAAUCUUGCCGUUCGGCGCGGUAUUCAUAGAGCUCUUCUUUAUCCUGACCGCACUUUGGGAAAACCAGUUCUACUAUCUCUUUGGAUUCCUAUUUCUCGUGUUUUGCAUACUCGUAAUCUCGUGCUCGCAGAUAUCUAUAGUCAUGGUCUAUUUCCAGUUGUGCGGCGAGGACUACAGGUGGUGGUGGCGCAGUUUUAUCGUGAGCGGCGGCUCGGCGAUUUACGUACUGGCGUACUCGGUCUUCUACUUCGUCACAAAACUCGAAAUCACCGAGCUGGUGCCGACCCUCAUGUACUUCAGCUAUACCGCACUGAUGGUCCUCACAUUCUGGUUACUAACCGGUACGAUUGGUUUCUUCGCCGCGUACGCCUUCAUCAGAAAGAUCUACGCAGCUGUCAAAAUAGACUAGUCGAAAUUAUCAUUAAUAUUAUUAAGUAAUGCGCGUAAAUUUAGAUUUUUAAUUUAAUAGAAAGAAAGGGAGAGAGAGAGAGAGAGAGCGAGCGAAUGAAAGAGAGAGAAAGGAGGAAAGAGGUUUGAGUUUUCAUACCAUGUAGAAACUAUAAACGAAAUAAGUGCAUCUCCAUCUUCCAUGGAAGUUUAAAGCUGCGACCGUUUUCCACGGGAUUUUGUAAUUGAUGAAUAUUCGAUUUGCCGACGCAAGGUUUCUACAUGCUUAUCGUUGCGUCCGAUCAUAUCCGAUCAUAUUACGAGCACAGUGGAAGCUCGUGAGAUGAUGCUUUACACUUUACAAGGUUAUUGCGAUGGAAAUCGAAUAGCAAUGAAAGAGACACAUAUGAGAAAUUUGAUCUUGAAGCAUUUUAAAGAAGACCAAUUUUCUUACUUCCUAUGUGACUUUUAUCAUUUAUUUUACUUGAAAAUAAAUGAUCAUCAGUAGCGCUAUUUCGAGUAAGGGCAGAACUUGUAUCUUUAUAUAUUUCUUCAAUCGUUACGUAAACAUUUGAAGUUUAUUUGCGUAAAUAAAAACGAUGGUCACGAGAUGAGAAAUGCGCGAACGUGUGUAGCUCCUGUACGAUAGACUUAUUUUAUUUAACUCUUAAUCGCGCGCGCGAGUUUCCUUCAUAAGUACUUAUGAUACACGCAUGCACACAAGAGACAGGAAGAAAAUAAUCAGAGGCAAUUUAUGGACAGGACAUGGAUUAUAUCAAUAUUUCUUGUCAUCGAAGCGGGACAAGAAACUGUAAAAAUAUUCGAGUGAUGUGAUAUUAGUAAACAGUCAAUGUGCGAAAGUAUUAUGAUGAGCCAGUCUAAAGUGUUAUCGUUUGUUUCAUUUAUUGUAAGAACAGGACAAUUUUGCAAUCGUCUCAGACAAUUGUUACAAUAAUAAUAAGCGCAGUGUAUAAUGUAAAAAUGAUAUGCAAAAUUUAUGUGUAUUUACCUUUGCGUUACGAGAUCGAUUCUCGCUCCUUAAUUUUUAGACGCUCACCGGAAAACCUCUCCGAGCGUCUGAUCGCGUUCAUUUAUAUAUAUCGCGAAAUGUCGAUCUUUGUCAGAAACAUUUAUUAUGUUGAUACUUAUAUGUAUAUUAUAUAUGUAUAAAAUUUUUUUUUUUGGUAAA
Messenger RNA from Ooceraea biroi (clonal raider ant), 3212 nucleotides. RefSeq names its product transmembrane 9 superfamily protein member 4 (gene TM9SF4). Gene Ontology annotation, cellular component: membrane. The record is from RefSeq and is a predicted model, not a curated record. Lineage: Eukaryota; Metazoa; Arthropoda; Insecta; Hymenoptera; Formicidae. Gene Ontology annotation, biological process: protein localization to membrane.